This is a messenger RNA of Arvicanthis niloticus (Nile rat), 3210 nucleotides long. The record is from RefSeq and is a predicted model, not a curated record. NCBI's taxonomy places the organism in Eukaryota, Metazoa, Chordata, Mammalia, Rodentia, Muridae.
UCCGGUGGAGGUGGCGGCUGCUUCUGUGUCUGUGGAGGUGGGCGUGAAGCCCCUCGGUGGUGUUUUGGCGAGUGAGGUGGUCUCGGUGUGUUGUGCGGCGCAGGCGGGGACAACCGGCGGGGAGCGACUUCACAGUUGAGACACGGCUAUGGAUUGGCUAGGCAGUAUUGUGUCUAUCAACUGUGGAGAUAGCCUGGGCGUCUACCAGGGAAGAGUAUCAGCAGUGGAUCAGGUCAGCCAGACCAUUUCUCUUACUCGGCCCUUCCACAAUGGGGUGAAGUGUCUUGUACCAGAAGUCACCUUCCGGGCAGGUGAUAUUACAGAAUUAAAAAUUUUGGAGAUACCAGGUCCUGGAGACAACCAGCAAUUUGGAGACCUUCAUCAGACUGAAUUAGCCCCUUCUGGUGUUGGGUACCAAAUGAGUAUCAGUCAGAAUGGAGCAGGCAAGGUGGUCAGGAAGCCAGCCUCUUCCAGUAGUGCCCCUCAGAGCAUCCCUAAGAGGACAGAUGUGAAGAACCAGGAUGUCGCCAUUUCUCCUCAGCAGCAGCAGUGCUCAAAGAGUUAUGUGGACAGGCACAUGGAGUCUUUGAGUCAGUCCAAAAGCUUCCGUCGUCGGCACAACUCCUGGUCAUCUAGUAGCAGGCACCCAAACCAGGCAACCCCAAAGAAAAGUGGUUUAAAAAAUGGCCAAAUGAAGAAUAAAGAUGAUGAGUGCUUUGGAGAUGAUAUUGAGGAGAUCCCAGACACAGAUUUUGACUUUGAGGGGAACCUGGCCCUUUUUGACAAGGCAGCUGUGUUUGAGGAGAUCGACACCUAUGAGAGGAGAAGUGGCACCCGUUCUCGGGGUGUACCAAAUGAACGUCCCACUAGGUACCGCCAUGAUGAAAACAUCCUGGAAUCGGAGCCAAUUGUGUACCGUAGGAUCACAGUGCCACACAGCGUGGGCAAGGAGUUCUGCACAGACUCUGGCCUGGUAGUCCCAAGUGUUUCCUACGAGCUACAUAAAAAACUGUUGUCUGUGGCUGAGAAGCAUGGGCUGACCUUAGAGCGGAGACUCGAGAUGACCGGUGUGUGUGCCAGUCAGAUGGCGCUGACUCUCCUCGGAGGACCCAACAGGUUGAAUCCUAAGAAUGUCCACCAGAGGCCUACAGUAGCUCUGUUGUGCGGGCCCCAUGUGAAGGGGGCUCAGGGUAUCAGUUGUGGGAGGCACCUAGCCAACCAUGACGUGCAAGUCAUCCUCUUCCUGCCCAACUUUGUCAAGAUGCUGGAGUCUAUUACCAAUGAACUGUCUCUCUUCAGCAAGACCCAAGGUCAGCAAGUGUCUAGCCUAAGAGAUCUCCCUACUAGCCCUGUGGACCUGGUUAUCAACUGCCUGGACUGUCCCGAGAAUGCCUUCCUUCGAGAUCAGCCCUGGUACAAGGCAGCUGUGGCCUGGGCCAACCAGAACCGGGCACCAGUACUCAGCAUAGACCCUCCUGUGCAUGAAGUAGAGCAGGGCAUUGAUGCCAAAUGGUCCCUGGCACUGGGCCUGCCUCUGCCACUCGGGGAGCACGCAGGCCGAGUCUAUUUGUGUGACAUUGGCAUUCCCCAGCAAGUCUUCCAGGAGGCCACCAGUUUGUUUGGAAACUUUGGACCCUUCUCAGAUGUUCCAAUUUUAUGUGGGCACUUUUCCUGAGGAGUGUGUCGAGAUGACGGCUAUGGUGAGAUUUUGGACUGGCUGCUCUGCUGUUUGUCUGUCACCUUUAGCAGUUUUGUGCCUGUCAAGCUACAAUGCCCACCGCCUAGUUAGGAACCAGACCCUCAGGAUGCAGCUCUUCAGUAUUGGGGAGACCCUGGGGGAGCUUGGUGCUGAGCCAGAGGAGGCUCCCUGGUGCUUCAGUCCUACCAUCACUUCCUACCUCCUUGUCCAUAAACACUGUCUGCCCCUUCUCCCUGUCUCUGGAAAUGGCCCUUUACACCUAUCCCAGGACAGGUUACAUGUCCCCCUCCUGCCAUGGCUUCACUCCAGUUUAUUCCUUUAUAGCUGUCCUCUUCAGAUGUGCAGACUUGGAACUAGUGGCCUGUCUCAAACAUGCCAAAAAUGAGCCCAGUUCUAGGUGACCGUAGUGGUGAGAUUCAGCUCUGGGAACGUCACACUGCUCAGAUCCUAGGGCAUUAUCCUCAGGAUCUUCCUGGGCUUCGGUCUUUCAGGUUAUUAGGAUAGAACUAUGCCCGGAGCCUUAGCAGAGACCUCUGAGGCUUUUCCCCACAGGCAUUCUGCUGUGCCUGUCACUAGUUGAGGGGUAUAGGUGAACAGGCAGAUGGGCUCGCUAAAAUGUUUGGGUCAAGGUUUGGGUAAACCCUGGUACCAUGAUUUCAGGCUGCUCUCUUGUAGGAACAUGGCCAGGAACAGACGGUAAUAGCCUUUCCUGUCUAUCUUUUCUCUUCAGUUAUCUCAAGCUCCAGGAAACAGGCCAGAGGACUGGGAGCCUCAGCUGUACAACAGGACUUUAGCUUUCAAGCUAGGCCUCUUUUCUAAAGGCAGGGUUACGAUUGGGACAGCAGGCACCCACAGGUUACUAGACACAGGCUACUAGACACGCAAAAAAAGGAGGUAGAACUCUGGACCUGCAGAUGGCUAACAUUAGGCAGUUCUCCCUGCUCUUGGCCUGGACCUCCCUAGAGUUCAAAGUGUUACUCCUGCCUGCAGCUCUUUUUGGAAGUUCCUGCUCAAUAGCUGGUCUCAGCCAGGUGUCAACUCUGUCACUAAUGCAUGCAGCUCUUGGUGAACCCAAAGCCAGCACAAUAAAGUGACAGAACUCUGUGCUAUCUUAACUGCUUUGUAGAACAAUGGGAGUGCUGCUUCUCUAGUUCCUAGGUGCCUGCCCUCAUCGCUGGGAUUGUUGGGGAUGGAGAUGGAGUGACAAGACAGCUGAGGCAUAACCAGAUUUUGUUUGGUUAGCUGUAGAGAGCUGUGUCCCUUGAAAUGAAGGUGCACGAGCCUUUCUAGGUCUGGCACGUCUCCUGGGGCCAGAACUCUACUUAACCCUAGAGCAGGGCUUCCCAAACUGCCAAAGGCUCUGACCUUUAUAACAGCUUACUAUUAUAGACAUCAUAAUAUAAGGAUGUUUUCCUAUGGUCUUAGGUGACCCCUGGGAAAGGGUUGUUCAGUCCCUAAAGGGGUUGUCACCCACAGGUUGAGAACCACUGCCCUAGAGAGAUGUUCCAGCU